AUGCACGGCACCUCUUCAGUCGGAAACUCUGCAGUCUACGAGGCUGGCGACCAGCGCAACCUCAAGAACUCAGAGAUCCCAGCCCCAGAGCGUUAUGAGGAGGGCAAGGAGAACUCUCACAUCACCACAGAUUCCAAGGAUCAACGAUCCAUCGCCAACCGCCUGGCUGCUGAGGAGAAGAAGGGCGAGCCAGAAGAUGACAGGGAGACUGCUCUGUCCAAGAAGGAUGCUACCCUGCCAGCCAAGAUGCACGGCAACGAGCCAUCCAAGGGCGCCAAGAUUGAUGAGGAGCUGAGGCAAGAGGAGGAGGCCAUCCUGGAAAAGAAGGGC
This is a messenger RNA of Cryphonectria parasitica EP155, 330 nucleotides long. RefSeq lists its product as uncharacterized. The annotation marks the transcript as partial. The transcript has 3 exons. The record is from RefSeq and is a predicted model, not a curated record. NCBI's taxonomy places the organism in Eukaryota, Fungi, Ascomycota, Sordariomycetes, Diaporthales, Cryphonectriaceae.